Molecule: messenger RNA, 5819 nt
Organism: Rhineura floridana
Lineage: Eukaryota; Metazoa; Chordata; Lepidosauria; Squamata; Rhineuridae
Gene: PLXDC1
Product: plexin domain containing 1
Exons: 15
Coding region: 225-1757 (510 amino acids)
Source: RefSeq, a predicted model, not a curated record
GCUUUGACAGUUGCUUGCUGCAGCCCCUAAAUGCUGGAUUUUCUGCCCGUCAAAUUCCGCCACAGACCAGGAGGAAUCUUGUAGGAUUUGUUCAUUCCUUGCCACCAGCCCAGAGCUGGCAACUGCUGAGAAGGGCAUCAAGGAGCCAUAGGUUGAAAAACUGCUUGGAAGGCACAUCAGAAAGUUAGUGCCAAGAAAAGGUGGUGCUCUGGCCAGGGAUAGGGAUGCACCCUGAAUCACUGAAGAUGUCAUGGGGAGCCCUUGUCCUGUUCUGGCUACUACAGGAAGAGGCUGUGGGAUCAGCAGCAGAGAGGAAAGCAGCAGGUUGGACCCAAGGACAUGUAUCAGAGUUUGGGGCAGAACCUCCGUCCUGGGAGCGAAAGACACGAGAAAUCUCGCCAGACGGCAAAAGGACCCGAAUCAGCCAAGAUCUCAUUGGAGGAAGCUUGGCUAUUGACACUUUGACAGAUAAUGAAACGCAGAUUGUGGAAGACAACCACAGCUACUACAUAUCCCGGGUGUAUAGCCCCAAUGAGGUGCGAGCCAAGGAACUCUGGGUGGAAAUUAUGGAAGCCAACAGGAGCCAAGUCAAGGUCCAUGGAAUCCUCUCCAAUACACACAGGCAGGCUUCGAGAGUCAUCCUAUCAUUUGAUUUCCCCUUCUAUGGGCAUCACCUGCGGCAGGUCACCAUAGCAACUGGAGGUUUCAUCUUCAUGGGGGAUGUCAUUCAUCGGAUGUUGACAGCCACACAGUAUGUUGCCCCUCUGAUGGCAAACUUCAACCCCAGUUACUCCAGUAAUUCCACUGUCAAAUACUUUGACAAUGGGACAGUCUUUGUGGUUCAGUGGGACCAAGUGUAUCUGGAAGGGAAAGAAGACAGAGGCUAUUUCAUCUUCCAGGCAGCUUUGCACAGCGAUGGCAGAAUUGUCUUUGGCUACAAAGAGAUCCCCAUGUCAGUCCUGGAGAUUAGCGCUACACAACACCCUGUCAAAGCUGGCCUCUCGGAUGCUUUCAUGAUCCUUAACUCCUCUCCUGGUGUGCCUGAAUCUCACCGUCGGACCAUCUAUGAAUACCACCGAGUGGAACUGGACACCAGCAAGAUCACAAGUGCAUCAGCCGUGGAGUUCAUGCCCUUGCCCACAGGAGCCCAGGGCGGCAAAUUAACUUGCCUCCAGCACCAGAGCUGUGAAGUUUGCACGACAUCUGACCUAACCUUCAACUGCAGUUGGUGUCAUGUCCUGCAGAGGUGUUCCAGUGGAUUUGACCGAUACCGUGAAGAGUGGUUGGAAUAUGGCUGUGGCCAAGAGUCAGGAGAGAGGACUUGUGCGGACUUUGAAGAGGAUGAACAUUACUACCCAUCACCUCCCAGCAAUACUCUGUUCACUCUACUCGGAGAAGACAUCACCACUUCUUCCCACUUUGUCAACAGCCUAACCACAGAAGAUGAUACAAAGUUGAACCAAAACCCAGAAGAUGGUUUGAGAGAUGACCUCCCUACAAAGAAAACGGAAUCCCAACUCCAUACAGGAACAAUUAUUGGGAUUGUGCUGACAGUCCUGCUCAUAGCAGCUAUUAUUCUUGCUGGCAUCUACAUCAGCAGCAAUCCUACAUCCAGCGCUGCUUUAUUCUUCAUUGAGCGGAGACCGCGGAGACCGCACCAGUGGCCUGCCAUGAAGUUCAGAAACCACUCAAUGUACACUGAAGUUGAGCCAGCUGGCCAUGAGAAGGAGGGUUUUGUCGAAGCAGAUCAAUGCUGAAUUAUUAUUAUUAUUAUUAUUAUUAUUAUUAUUAUUAUUAUUAUUAUUAUUAUUUCUCUCCCACCUUUAAAUCAUUGCCUCCCAUUUCCUGUUUAUUUCAUGAUGAAUACUGUACAGCUGAAGAAAUAGUAAAAGGGGAAAGGGGAAAAGUAAACACCAUUAAAAAGAAAGUCUCAGAAGAGAAUGUAAAUGGAUUCAGGAGGAUUUAAAAGUGGGAAAAGCAUGCAAGUUUGGCACAUGGUCAUUGGAUGGUUCAGCAGGGAAAGCUGAAAAGGAGUCAAAUCUAUUGCAGAGCAGGCCCAUUUCAUACCAGGUGAAUCAGGUGUAGCCAUCCACAGCUGGUUUUGGUGCCAGUGAAAAGAAGCCUCCGCUCUUCCUUCUUUUUACAGGCACUUCAGCCAGACAGCAAAGAAGAACAGAAAUGCAUUUUUGUCCUUUGUGCAUUCUGGAGUGUAUUACACAUAUUUUUUAAAAGGCCCCAAAUGGUGGGAAAAAAUAUGUGAAACUGUCCAAAGAAAGGUUAGAAAUCAGAGAGGGAAAAAUCUCUUCUAGAUGAGAGACUGAAUUUUGCCCUCUAAAUAUCCUUUGCAAUAUAACAUUGGGGCUUAUGGAUUAUAGUAACAUGGAACAGUUGGUUGACUCAAAUAUCUCACUGUCAUUGCAGCAGUUAUCGGAUGCAGCACCUGACAUUUAUGGAUUGUGGGGAGCUUAAGCUGGGUCUGAAAUGCCACCUUGGUAUAAAUUCAAGCCAAGAGAAGGAAAGCAUUAAUUAAGGAGGCCUUGCAAUUGACAGUAAUCGCCACUGGUUGACAGCUGAACCAGCCAGGGGUUAAAAUAUGUACCAAACUUGGCAUCAGACUCUAAAAACAACAUGACUCAUCUUAAUUCUGCUGUGAAUUACUAACUCCAUCUCACAAUUGGCUAUAUGGUUUAGCUGCACUUUGCUUUCCUUUUACAGAUUUUAAAUGCCAAUUUCAGUCUUUGGUUUCAUUUGUCAAUGGGAAGCAGAAAAUUUCACCUUAUUUUAAUGAAGGGAAGAAAGUAAAUUAAAAAGAUUAUCCUCCCCACCUCAUUAGCGAUCCUAUUAACAAUAAUAUUUUUGUUAGGGAUCAAGACCCAGUCUUUUUCAAGGGAGUCUUAUAGCACAUCUGGAUGUUAAAUGUUUGUAACAUAUUGGAAACAGUGUAGUUCCCACUCUUUUCUCUUCAUCUAACAUGAUGGUUUCCCCAUACAUUUCCUCAGCAUGUGAUAGGGUGAUAAAGUGUACUUGCAAAGUGCUGGUACACAUCCAAGAAAAUGCAAAUGAACUAUUCCUUUCCCUCAAUCCAGUAUGGAUUUCUAUACAAUAAGAGACACUAUGCAGUUGGAGACUUGGUUGUCAAUCCUAGCUUUUCCCACCAUCCUCAACUCCCUUCUAUAGAAAAAUCAACAUUUUAAGCCAGACCGUCACAAAUAUUUUGAUGUUGACAUUAUUGUGAGCAUAUCUGCAAAUUCUGUGCAAAUUUUGCACAUUUCCUGAGGACCAGAUCUCCUGUUACUAUAAUGCAGGGUGAACACGGCAGUGACCCAUGUUUCCCUCCCAUUUCUUUAGGUCAUGUUUUGAGGGGAUGUGAUGUGACACCAUCACAUUCUGCAUUUCCCACGCACACUGCAUAUAUUGACUGCCAUUUGCAGAGAGGUGGGAAAAUGCUGACAGCAUCAUACGCCUGCUUUAACUAAAUAUCACCAGGAAGCUUGAGAAAGAGAUAAGCACUAGUAACUGCCAUGUAUAAGGUAGUUUGGUUCUGAGAGUCUAAAAUAGUCUUUGCUAACUUGCUGCCUCCAGAUGUUUUGGACUGCAACUCCCAUCAACCUCAGGCAACACAGCUGAAGCUGGUGGGAGUUGUAGUCCAAAACAUCUGGAGGCCACCAGGUUGCCAAACCCAAUUCCCGGCUGUAUGGAUAAAUUGAUAAAAAUGAAAACGUGCACACAAAGAUCAACCAAGGCAGCACAUCUCCUGUGGUAGAGAGAGAGAAAAAAACACCAAGAUAUAUUUUAUUUGUUGGUGAACAUGUCUCCUAAACGUCUGUACCUAUGAGUGUUGUAGCCUCAUUCCAUAUCCAGGCUGAGCCUCUCUAAGCAGUUUCCACAGGAGCUAAUUAUGUCAUGUAUAGUACAGUACAUAAUUUUGCAUAACUGUAUAGCCAUAUAGAGAUGUAGAUAAAGACAAAGUCGAAUUUGGGCUUUUAUCAGGGUUAUGGCCUUUUCUCCCUGAGCUGACUUUUUAAAAAACACUGCACAAGAUGCAACACAGCUCAACUUUGCAUCCCAUUGGACUUUUUUUAAGAACAGUGUAUGAUGUGCUAUUUGUCACAAUCAUUUAUGUGCUAUGUCAAGAAUCAGGAGGUGAUACAGAAGAGAUCCCUGAAAGAACAGGGUUAUAUAUUUGUUCACCAAGCACUCGUACGCAAGGGUACACCACAGUCAUAAAGGGUGCUUUCAGACAUGGACAAUGUUUAGUAGCACCCAAGCAUUGUUCUGUUUCAAGCUGGAAGGGAAUAGCAACUACACUUUCAGAGUUCUGAAACUCUGUAGCCAAGUGGGCAGCCCUCUUUCCCCAGCCUCAAGUGUGUGUGUUAUGAUUGGGACCAUUGUGUGCGCUGGGGGAAAAGAAUUAAAUACUUGCUGCCUAAUCACUGCAUUGCUGAUCUUGAUUCCAACCCUAUAGUUUAGGGCAAAAAGUAGAAGAGAAAUGGAUAUAAAGGCAAUGCUUUUUAAGGGAAGGUUUAAUGUGAUUAAGAGUUGAUUUCUAAAAAGUAGCAACAGACCAUAGAAAAGGAAAUGGCUAAAGCAAUCUAUACAGGCCAGAAUUGGCCAGAAUAGCAGUGUGGUAGGCCAUCUGUACCUGAGAAAAUUGUGCAGCUAUUCCACUGAAUUUUAAAAAGCUGAGUUUUUUGAGCUGGGGCGUGGGGGAGGGAAGGAAGCUGAACAUGAGGGGAGGAUGUUUUCUUCACAGUGUUGUGCAGAUGCCCUGUAGACCAAGAGUAAGCAAAGUGUGGCUUUUCUGCAAUUAAUGCCCAGUGUGGAAGCAGCCAAACAGUAAAAAAAAAAAGUGUAAUAAACAGAAGCAUAUCUUCAGAUGUAGUUAUUAUUAUUACUCUCCAAUAAGGAUGUGUUUUCAUAGGAAUUUUACAAGGCAUUAUUUGGGCAUUUCAGUACUGAAUUGGAAGUAUUAAAACAGUCAUUGUGUGUUUUGUGCUGACAUGAAUUGUAGUGCUAGUCUAAGAGUCUCUCUACCCUCUCCAUGUACCUGUUGGAGGUUUAUGGCUUGAUAAAGAACCAGUGCAUGAAAAUUGCAGGAUUUAGAUGUGUUGACCAUAUCUGAUUCUGCAAUAAGCCCAUGCAAGAAUUCUGAUAAGUCAAAUGACCCAUUCAGCUCAUAUCCAGAGCAAACAGGAUGCGAGCACCAAAUUAGUUAUCUCUCAUAGCCAUGCAAGGCCUAAUUUCUUUCUGUAUACUUGAAUUUACAGCAUAAUUCAUUUUGGGGGAGGAUGGAGUGGGAAAGCUUGAAACAAGACAUUUAGUAUGGAUUAUCUGCAUGGAAUGCAGUGUUGAUACUAAUAUAUAUUAUAAAAUAUGAAUUACUUGUACUUUUGGGAUUGCUUCAGUUUUCAGAAUAAAAAAGGGCAAAGUUAAUGACUGAUGUUCAGUUAUGUGUUAAAUUGCAGGAUUUCAUCAUUAAGAUGCAUCCAUAGCGGGGCUUUUAAAGCAGAACAACUUUUUUUUUACUGUCCCCUUAGCUCCCAGUUUUAGAAGUCUAUAAAAUGGAGGCCAUAAUUUGGCUAAAAAAUGUAUAUUUUAUUAAGAGCUCCCUACCUCCUAUGGCAACUAUCAGCCCAACCCUAGCCAUGUAGUCUGUACCUUGAGGGCACACACACAAGUUCCUGCUUUCCCCUUUCCUGCUCUGUCCACAGAUUCCUGCAUUUGUAUUUUGGCAUAUAAUAGCAUCAAAUUAAGAGUGCAAGGAACAUCUGCAUCAGCCUAUAUUGACAUUCUCUCAUAUCUCAUUCACCCCGUCCAAA